Messenger RNA from Arctia plantaginis, 2190 nucleotides. The record is from the annotation of a GenBank genome assembly. NCBI's taxonomy places the organism in Eukaryota, Metazoa, Arthropoda, Insecta, Lepidoptera, Erebidae.
AUGGAACAUCUUGCUCGCGAAUAUGUUUCGUUCGCUCGUCAAUUAUCGGCUAGCGGAUCCUUCAGUAAAGCUUUUGAAUUUUACUUGAUGGCUUUCGAAAAAGAUACCACUUUGAAAAAUGUUCUUGAACCCGAAUUUGGGUUUGUAUUGACCGCUUUGAAUAAUACUUUAGCUUCAGCUAACAACAUGGAUGCAAUUUUUAACAAUUUUAAACGAACGCUGGACUUUUUUCCGAACCAUGUUUAUUUCAUAAACGACAUUGGAAAAUAUCUCUAUCAUUAUAAGUUCUAUAAUGAAGCUAUGUUUCACUUCCAAAAAGCUUUAAAUUUGGACUCUGAUUUUGUAAAUGCUGAAAAAAAUCUGAAUUCAAUUAAGAAUUUAUUAGUAGAACGAUGGCACUUCAGAAUGUUGAAUGAUAAAAUUCGUAAUGAGGCUUAUCGAGCUGCAAUACACCAGACUUUGGUCCCAUUAAAAGAUUGUGUUUUGGAUCUCGGGACAGGUACAGGCCUAUUAGCAAUGUAUGCUAACGAGUGUAAACCUAUGGCUAUAACAGCCUGUGAUGGCUCAGAAGUUAUGACUAAGAUGGCAGAAGCCAUAACACAAGACAAUGGCUAUGAUGACAUUAUAGUUGUAAACAAAUUAUCAACAACAAUGAAUUACAGGGAUGUUGGUGGUAAGCGGUCAUUGCUCAUUACAGAGAUGUUUGAUGCAGCGUUAUUUGGAGAGCAUGUUCUUCAGAGUCUGUCACAUGCUUGGGAGUAUUUGAUAAGCAGUGCUGGCAGAGUGAUACCUAAUAAAGCAGAAUUCUUUGUUAUUGGUGCUAAAUGUGAUUUUCUGCAUCACAAAUAUCAGUUGAGCUCUUCUAUAAAAACACUUUUAAACAUUUCCACUUUGAAUGUUCAUGUAAUAACACAUGGGGAGACCUAUGAUUGUGAGGAUGUGCAUUUGUAUGGGGAUGACAUAAAGUACAUGACUGAGCCAACGUCACUUGUGAAAAUUGACUUCAACAAUGCCCAUGAAAUACAAGAUGCGAUAAAUAGAAGAGAACCGUAUGAAAUUGAAUUAAAAGCCAUAGAGAAUGGUGAGAUUAAUAUCUAUAUUGGUUAUUUUAAUUUAUAUUUGACUGACACGAUUACUGUAACCACUGAUCCCAGGUCUAACAUGAGAGCGAAUGCCUGGCAGCAGGCCAUAUUUUUUGAUAACAUAACAAAGCAAGUUGAAGAAAAUGAUAUUAUUGAUGCUGAAUUUUUAAUGAAUGGAGGCAAAUUGAAAAUGUUAAAGGAAUACAAUUACAGUAUAUCUAGAAUCUCAUCAAAUAUUUUGAGAUUCUUAAAUGAUGUUGAGUUUAUGAAUAUGAUAUCAGGAUGCAUUGGUAUGGCCUGCGUAUACUUGGGGCAGAUGGCUGAAAUGUCACAAAUAAAUGUUAUUGAUUUGUGCCCUUUUCCCAUGUUUGGGCUACAACUUCUAAAGCGUGGCAUUCAGUCGUUAAUAUGCACUGCUAAAACAGAAUGUGAUAGACGGUUUUUCAAGAAAGUCUUUAAAGCCAAUGAUAUUCCCUUAUCAAAAAUCACAAUUCUGGUUGGAGAUGAUUGGUUGCAAGACGUUUUCAAAGAUGAGAAGUAUCAUGCCAUAUUUUGUAAUAUAUUUGAGCAAUGUGGAGAAAUUGAUUUGCGUGCAAGAGAAAUAGCUCAAAAAUUGAAAAAUAGACACCUUCAUCAAGGUGGUCUUUUCAUGCCUGCAAAUAUCAAGUUGAUGGGCCAGAUUGUGAACAGUCAUUGGCUAGAUAUUAACAACAAAAUCUAUGAUGAGAAUGUGAGCAACUACAGGAUAGCUGAAUAUUUGAACAAGUUUCAAGUUACACAAAACUAUUAUAUUGACUUCAGUCAUCUAGAAUAUACUCCUCUAUCAGAACCUUGUGUACUUGGUUCUUUCAGUACCUUCGAUCGGACGGAUAUUAUAAGCGUACCAGUAAUAAGAGACGGGCAAACAAGUGCCAUUUUAUGCUGGUAUGUCAUAGAAUUAAUGGACAAUUGUAAUGAAAUAUCAACAAACAGAAAGUCUAGCUUUAUAAGUGGUGUAGCAUUUCUGACAAAUUCUAUCAUGCCACUACGCAGGGGUACAGUGACCAACUUAUCAUGUUGUUUUGAUAUAAUUGGAUGUUUUAAAGUAAUGAAAACGGAUAACUUUUAA